AUGCCUCAGCCACCGUAUUCACCAGACUUGGCCCCCUGCGACUUUUUCCUCUUCCCAAAAUUGAAAAGGCCCAUGAAAGGACGAAGAUUUGCGACGAUUGAGGAGAUUAAGGCUGCAUCGCUGGAGGAGCUCAAGGUAACUUCGAUUACGUUAUUCGCAUUGCCACCGGAUUUGACGGCUGCAUGUAACGUAGCAAAGUCAAUACUGCUGGAGCAAUUAAACAUCAGCAAGAUACACGCUCACGUUCCAUCCUAUGACAAGGUCGCUCCGCCGCUAAUCGUACUAACGGGCCCAUCAGCGGUGAAAAAGAUGGAAUUAGCCCUGCACGUAAUCCGAACGAUUCCUGACAAAGUGAAAUAUUGCCGUUGGCACACCACGAGAGAGAUCUGUGAAGACAACGAUGACGAAAGUGACACUUAUAUUCUCGUGGACAAAGAGAGGUUCAACGACAUGGCACGAUGUGGCGAAUUUUUGAUGAUCCUGGAUCUUUUGGGUCAUAGUUACGGAUUUCACGCAGAUCAGAUCUCUCCGUUAAUAUCUGAAAAUAAGAUCGGUCUCACUAAGAUGAAUCUGUACGUGACCAUAGAGAUUUCUAAGCGGUAUCCGAACGUAAGAACAAUCCUUGUGCUCACGCAGAGCGUGGAUCUUCAUUGCACCUGGGCGCAGAAGAAGUUUGAUGUAUACACAUGGAUCAAGGAUAACGUGGAGAAUCUGUUGGUCGUGAAGAUAGGCAAGCACGUCGGGGAUAACGAUGUAGAAAGCGCAAGUUGCAUGUUGGAUUUCAUUAAGGAAAUUAUAAAUGAGGUUCUUAUCGCUUGUCGCAUAGGUUUAUGAUAUACAAACGAGUACGUUAAAGGGUCAGAUCAAUGUUACACUCUAAAAAAGGAUAUUUUUGGGAAUUAAUUUUACAAAAAUGAAACAGCCAUGUUUUG
Dinoponera quadriceps is the source of this 932-nucleotide messenger RNA. RefSeq lists its product as uncharacterized. Gene Ontology annotation, cellular component: cytosol. Bases 1 to 834 code for a protein of 277 amino acids. The transcript is spliced from 4 exons. Lineage: Eukaryota; Metazoa; Arthropoda; Insecta; Hymenoptera; Formicidae. Gene Ontology annotation, molecular function: nucleic acid binding; GMP kinase activity. The record is from RefSeq and is a predicted model, not a curated record.